This is a messenger RNA of Cucurbitaria berberidis CBS 394.84, 2281 nucleotides long. RefSeq lists its product as uncharacterized. Gene Ontology annotation, molecular function: zinc ion binding; DNA-binding transcription factor activity, RNA polymerase II-specific; DNA binding. The record is from RefSeq and is a predicted model, not a curated record. Lineage: Eukaryota; Fungi; Ascomycota; Dothideomycetes; Pleosporales; Cucurbitariaceae. Gene Ontology annotation, biological process: regulation of DNA-templated transcription; DNA-templated transcription. The transcript has 7 exons. Bases 86 to 2101 code for a protein of 671 amino acids.
CUCCGUGCUCGCUACUGUAUAUGAUUGAAGAGACAAAAGAUCACUGUCUCUCACUCUCGGCCUCAGACUUACAUACUACCUCAACAUGCAAACCACCACCGCUGUAACUACGUUACCAAACGCCCGAUCGUCAGGGCCCGGAUCGGACCAAGAUGGUACAGACGGAAACAGUAUCUGUGAUCCGCUCAGAACAUAUCCUGCAUGUGACCGAUGCUUCUCAAGAAAGAUCAAGUGCGAUAAAAGAGCACCAUGUCAGAACUGUAUUCGGAGCAGACUGCAUUGUCUUCACACAAGAUCCGUCAUUCCAGGCCGACGGCGCAGAAAGUCCAAAGCACAGAGCAAAACACACCUCACUAGCCCUGACCAAAAUAUUCCUCCGGAUCUAACCAGUCCCAGCAGUAGCCGAUUUCAAGAAGCUGAAGCCUCGGAAAAAGAAGCCAGAACAACUCCCGUCUCGCGCCCGAAUGUCCAAAAUGACCAAAUCACGGGCGCAUCACCAUUGGAUGCCUUGGAAUCCCCUAAGCCAUCGAAUAUAUUUUCAGCGGCCAAUUUUGAGGCCCAAAAAACCCUCCAUGAAAUCCUCUGCACAUCUUUGCAUCUUAGCGAAGAUUCCUGGAAUGCUAUACGAUCUGCGCUUGCAAUAGUCAACAACAUAUUGCCUGUGAGUACAGCUGAGGGUACUACAACUUCAGCACUUGUACAAGCAGAUACAGAUGGUCUGACCAAUGACAACUACCGAUGUCUGGCAUCUGCAGAACUUCUUCAAGAGAUAUUCCAGAGAGAAGAGAACUCGGCUGUUUUGUUUCGUUAUUGUCCUAUGUUUACAAGGGAGAUGUUCGUCGAGAUGACUAUGGAUCUGCUCGGAGAUGGUCCGGGAAACAAAGACCCGCGGAAGAUAGUCUGCGUUCAUAGUAUUCUUGGCUCAUAUAUCCUUGAGCGUUCUUUCCAAACUGGAAGUAGUACUGGUCUUCAAACAUGUUUGAAGCAGAGGGGAAAGGAUUAUUAUCGAGUGGUUGAUUUUGGAAUUAGAGGGCUCCAACUACUUAGUGCUCCAAGCCUGUUGUCUAUCAAUGCGUUGCUCGUCGGAACUGUUCGUUUAUUGGAGCUUGGAGAGCAUUCGGCAGGCUCGAACCUCAUAGGAGCAGCUUGCCACAUGUGUCGGGCACUGGGGUUAAACUCUCGGCUCUAUAACACCACCCCAGAAGAUGACCAGGUGCGCUGGAUAUUCCAGUUCUGUUAUAGUGUUGACCAGGGAAUGGCUAUGUUGCUUGGACGAUCUCCUAGCUUUCACGAUAGCGAAAUAGACGAGCGCAUCUUCCUACGGAGAGCAUACGAGCUCGGCGGCGACUUGCAAAUGGAUUUCAACUAUUUCAUGGUGGAUGUAGCAAGACUUCAAAGUGGUAUUAGCUCAGAGUUGCGAUCUCCAAGGAGCCAGACAUGCACACCAGCGACCCGGCAUAAGGCUUUGCUAGUUCUUAAGCAACAAAGUGAUAGUCUCUACAAAACAUUAUCUCAACUGAAAGCUACAGCAACUGCUUCAAAGCGCAUCGAUUACGACUCCCAAGUCAUCCUCGCUGAAUUUAGUUUACAUAGCAUCAUCUGUAUUAUGUACCGCUCCGAACCCAUACCUCCUGGAGGUGCUUUCAGUAACGAAAAUUGUCUUCGGGCAGCUCGCAAUGCGCUUUCUUUGAUCCCAACGAUCAGUACCACUGUUGCAAAAUGGCACGGUCCUAUUUCGGGCGCUUAUUGGUCGGUUCUCAACUAUCCUUUUACGGCAUUCUUCGUCCUCUUCUGCAAUGCCAUGCUCACAUCCUCUACUGGAGAUCUCCCUCUCAUGACGACAAUGCUGUCUUAUCUGAAGGAAGUGCAAGAGUCGAACCCUGUAGCUAAAAGGUUGUUCCAUUUGUUCAACACAUUCUGCGAGCUAGCUUCAACAAUUGUGACGGCUUCGAGCGCACAGCUGGCUUCGUACCAACAGCACACUCAUCAAUUGGGUGCAAGCGAAGUUCCAGAGGAGUGGACACAGGAACAGAUGGAUAUUUGGUUGGAGCUGAUCAACUUUGAUACUACGACACAAAUAUAUCUAGACGGCGGAUUCUGAACCUGUUUUGGUAGAACGGGUCCAGGGACCAAGCGAGUCAGGUCUACUUCUACUUAGUUCAAUGACAAUGGAACGCAAUCAACAGUAGCGGAACGCAUUCGUCUCAAGAGGUUUGAUGGGCUUGUUUGGUUGGAUACGGAAGAGUGACCUAGAUGAUGUCUGGGUUACAAGAUGAUGGCC